CUUAUCUCACCGUCAAUCAUGUCGCGCACAGGCUUGAAAUCUAUGACCCUUCCGCCUUUGCAAGAUCCAAUUUUUAUGCAUCCUUCCACUGCUUGCCCAUCCAAGGCGUCCCACCACAGUCACAUUUUUCACCUUGUUCCCAUGUAUUCAUAGCGCUUUUUAUGAAUUUCCAUUUGACCCAGACCCGUCGAGGACGAGGACGACAAACUGUAGUUCUAUUGUUUAGUGAACAAAUGAAGUCUUGAGUGUUGAUCAACAUCAACUACCUCAUGCAACAUUGUUGAUUCGAAAUUGAGAACAGCUACAUAUACGUUCUUGCAUGUAAGGCUGAGAUUUUUGUAUAUUCAAACAAAAUGUUGCCUCAACAGACAAGUGGUUCAUCUCAGCGACAAUGCGACAGAGCUCCAGGUGGUGGCCCUCGCCAGGGUCCUCCACCCUCCGCUUUGGGGUUCACGCCGCAAUUAGCAGCUAGGUUUGUGGGUUUGCCGCAACUGUUCAAGCCACACCAUGGACAUGGACAUCAACAUCAUCACGUAGUAGAGGGAGAAGGAGAAGCUUUGCCGUCUGCAAGGACAGCACAAAGUAGCGCGGGAGGAAAGAAGAUGGUACAUAUAACUCGUCUUACUCUAGUAUGUGCAUUUCUUGCUUCCAUACAGUUCUUUGCUUCUAUAGUUUGGUGCAAGAUGAAAAUUUUAAAGUGCUACUUUUUUGAAAUUUAAUAACUUCGAUUCUUGUUUUUUUCAUCCAGUAAUAUAUCAUCACCUCACUCAUCUAUAUGCUCGUGAUGAAUAUCAUGGAAAUGCUGCGGAUGCGCUCGGUCCACUUUGCACUGCUCCAUCAUCUCAAGCUCAACAUUACAGGCUUCUUCUGCUUCCCCCGUAGCCAAAUGGAAACCGGUGGCGAAGGCAGGAGUUGGAACUCCCCGAGCUAGUAUUGACAUGGGUAAGAAGGGAGUUCCUCCAAGUGGUUCUAUGAGCGCUCGUGAAACAGGGACCAAGGGCCCAUCAAAUGCGGGCUCUUCUGGUGCCCCUGGAGCACGGACUGGUGCAAACGCUGUUGUGGGUGUCAAAUUGCUUGCGAAGCUCACUGGAGCUCGUAGUGUGUCGCCAAAAAUGCCAUCGAGUAGUAGGAUGGGUUCGACGACGAAUACAACUACUUCUGAGAGCAGUUGUAGUCCGAGGAAGCCAGCGACGAGCACUUUGAUGGGUACGCCUGCGUCCUCGACCACUACGGCUGCAGUGACGAAGAGAUUGACAGGACGUGCGGCUGCGCCGGGUGGUGACAACAGGGGAGCUUCCGAUAGUAUUCGACGGCCAGUAACGUCUACUAUGUCCACCUCGCCAAGGGCUUUGACCUCCACUACGUCAACGACACCUUCCAAAUUGCCUGCAUCAUUGAAAAAACUUGUAUCUUCAUCGUCAAAACGUGGAGGUUUCGAAACAUCAAGCAGCAAGAAGGAUAGUACCACGUCUUCUAGAUUGACAUCUUCUCCGUCACCAGGAGCAAGAAAAGAAUCAGCAAACCAAAGAUGGUCCUCUGGAGCAGGUAGUAGUAUGGAUAGAAUGUCCGGUGGAAGCGAAGAAGGGCCCUCGUCCCUAACUGUUGAGCCUGCCAAUAAGCGGUCUGUAGACACAUCUUCCAGGUUACCACGUGCACCGUCAUUUAUUGCGUCUUCUGGUUUGUCGACAAAUAGUCCUUUCACGACUCCUAGUGCUGUCAACAAAAGUACGACGAAUAAUGCAGGUGAUUUAGUUACGCCGCCAAUGUCUGCCCGGACUGGACUGUCUGGGAAACUGAAAAUCAGCGCUCUUCCAACUCUCAAGUUGCUCGGUAAUAAGGUGAUACACGACAAGAAAGAGGCUGAAGGACCACAAGGAGCUAGAAGUAGUAAACCUACACGACCAGCAGCAGAAGAAAAGGGAAAGGAAGAGAAGGAUAUUAAAACACUGGUCGUGCCACCAGUCGAAGAUGAACCAAAGAAUGAGGCAGCAGAAGUAGGCGAGGAGGACUCAUUAAUGAAAACGUCUAAUGGACGAGAGGACGAAUCGCCGCCCCCUGGUAAGAGGAACUCAACGACGUCUACGAUAAGCAGCGCUUCGAAGAUAUCAAUCAAGCCUAGUACUUGUACUAAAGGUAGAGGUGGAAAUACUUCUAUUAGUACAACAACUCCGGAUGGAGCGACAGCCAAAGCUCCUUUCAACGCGUCUGGAAAAGCAAUUACGACACCACGCGACACCACACCUAUGAAGAAGGAAAGGAUCAUUCGGAAGUCUCUGUUGCCGCCAACUUCUCCAAGAAAGCCAACUACGGGAUCAGACAGCACGCCUAGGAACAAGGGAACAACUUCUAGCAGUGUCGAAGAUGUUGAGAACCAGCAAGUAGUUGUGCCGUCUCCUGGUGGGGAUGUUGAGCAGGCUCCUAAACAAGCUGACGAGGAACAAGAAGAUGCAGUGGACCCAUUGUCAGCAACUAUGAAGACAGCUGCAUCAACAACAACAUCGCCAGUUCAAACGAGAUUCGUCUCGCCUAGAGGUAAUUUGCAACCAGCAGCUACGAUGGACCUUCGCGACUCCUCGAUCCAGCCUACGGCGUUAGAGAACGGGGAAGUGCCCUACAGCGUUAAACGAGCAGCAGAAAAAGAAAUGAAGCACGCCCAAAACCAACAGCCGGCGAAGGGAGCAGGGCAAACUCCGCCUGUUGCGUCGUGGUUCCACACCAAUGCGAGUGUUCCUAAGGUAGAAUUACAUCCAGACGAAAAAUCGGAGGACAAGAAUCCAGUGGAGGGAGCGUCUCCAGCGGCGUUGACGAUCAAAGGAAGAGAACCUCCCACAACAUCAACAUCUUCCGCUGGUGUUCCUGCAAAUUCUUCCAAGAACCAGAUUCGCUUGGCAAGUCCACCAUCAUCGAAGUUUUCACCGAAGAAAUCUCCUAAAAACUCGCCAAAGAGUUCUCCACGAUCCUACCCAGCUUUUGAGAAGAAGCAGAACCGUCGAGGAAUUCAGGGAAAGCCGGAUAGUAGUACGGGAGCAGAUCAGACGCCUCAUCAAAGUGAAGAUUUAGUAUUCGAGAAGCCGACAAUAAGUAACACGAGACGAGCUAUGCCCCCGAAGGCAGCGAAACAAAUAGAUAAAAAUACUCCUACUGCUAGUAGUGCUACUCCGACCACAGCAGUAAAAGUAGAAGAAGUUCCGCCUGUGAAGCAGGUCGUGCCUAGUAACAAUGACGAAGUCGACGUCGCGUCCGCGCAAGUAGGACGCGUGCGUCCGGGUACCGAGUAUGUUGGUAGUGAGUAUGAUACAAUGCCGAGAAUGUCUAUUGACGCCUGGGGAUCUGGUCUGGGUCCUCCAUCAGCUGAAAGUUGUGGAAGAAGAACAGCAAAUGAGCAACAGGCAGAGGAACGGAUACAGAAGGAUGCGGUGGAGGAGGUGGAGCCGCUGGUUAUAGAAGUAGGAACAAAACCUCGAAAAAAAUCUGAAGAAGAUACACCAUCUACACGACAAGCAGCACAACAACAAGAGCAGCGAGCAGCCAUAAGGAACUUGGCUGAGGAACGUGCCGGUGUAAAGAAAAGCCGAAGUUGUGCACGCAAUACAACAGGUCUAGACCUUGGUGAUGACUAUCCCACGGCUGCAAAACAGAGUGUCGAAGGUUGGGGCAGUGGUCUAGGCUCGUUCGAGGGGGUCACAUCUACUAGUAUUACAACAGGCAGACCGAGCUCGAUGCGGUCACCUCCAUCUACUAGUAUUGGGCCUCCAGUCGCUCGUUCUAGUCGAGCUGUUACUAUUGCCGAAAAUCCUGUCGAAGACGAGGAGCAAGAGGUACAACCACACCACGAACAGGAGUACCAUUCUCCUAAGAACGAGAAGUUAUCGCCGAAGGUCCUCGAGAAUCCGAAUGACAUCAACGCGUUAACCGCUAAUGCUCCUGGAAAUCAAGAUGAACGGAGGGAACCUCAAGAUCAACAUGAGUUUUUUGACUCGAGGGACACACACGAUCCGCAAGAGCCAGGUGCCUUUGUUGGCUCUCUUGUUCCAACAGCUGAGGAGGACAGCCGGCAGAGGAGCGCUAGGACGCCACGUGCGGCACGACCCUCGGCGGACAAUCAGAGUGUCUAUAGUUUCGACCUUGGCAAUCACAAUCCUGACAACUGGCCUUUGUCAUCGCAAGACGAGUACGAAACACAGCCGAACUUAACCGAUACGAAUACGAGUGAUGGAGGAGGUGUGGAGGGAGACCGAGAUCGGGAGCGACGUGAUUGUGGAUCUACUACCUACUCCCAAAACGGUGACUACGGUGGUGUACCACGCUUCACAAACGACUAUGGGUCGGGUCUAGACCCGAAUAACCAUGAGCAGGGAAAGGGAAGUCCUGGCACUAAUAGUAAUAGUGCUCCUGCUCCUGUCACAACAACAUCGCAGCCUUCAAGUUCAACAACCGGUCCUGUCGCUCCAGUCACAACUGCUCCUUCGGCAACGACAAGCACUGAAGCUCCAGUAGUUGCUCCAAUACCUAACGGCCCAGAAGCUGCAACAUUACCUGUAGUCCAGCAGAGUGGAGGUAUUGAGAUGAAGCUAGGAGCUUUUAGGGGCGAACAGCCAUCAGCCUAUCGAGCGGAGCAAGCUUCGACCAUUUCACAAGACUCCGAAUUUGCAUCGAUGCCACGGUUUACGAAUGACUACGGGACUGGUCUGUCGGUGACUGGCACUGAGCAGAGAAGCCCUGCUGUCAGCGGUGGGCGAGCAUCGGCGCAGCCCACGACAGCUACGAGUGCUGCUCCACCUCCUACAAUUACUUCUAGGCCUGCACAGGCUUCGACCAUUUCACAGGACUCCGAAUUUGCAUCGAUGCCGCGUCUCACAAACGACUUUGGCGCGGGUCUUGACGUAAGUCCUGCAGCGCCGCCAGUCGUUGAGAAGAAAGCACGAGGAUCCUCUGCUGUAUCUACAGCGAAGAAGCUCUCCGCUGCAUCUUCCACAGCGUCCAGCGCUGGUCCAGCGAAGGAGCUAGUAGAGGAAACUACAACAUCAAACAAGGCUGCUCCCUCAGUUGUUCCUACAGCAAAGGUUGCCGCUUCGAAAAAGGCGACGACUGGCGCACCUGUGAAGUCUUCAAGUAAAGUUGCUGGCAAACCAGGAGGCAUUAGUACUGCCGCGAAAGCUAAGCCCCCGAGCACGACAGUUGCAAAAACUAGCGUGACUGGGAAGUCGACCACUGCAGCUGCCACAUCCAAGUCGGCAGUCAAAGCAGCCAAGGCAAAAGGCGUUGUUAAAACACCGCCUUCUUCUACGUCCAGCAACGCUCCUCUAGCUGCCACGCCAUCUCCAGCGGCAGAAGCAGAACCAAAAGCAGAUCCAAAAGCAGUCGGCACUACAGACACUUCCACAACUCCUGCUCUUGUGGCGUCCUCGAAUCCGGAUUCUCCACGAGCACCAGUCUUCCCGAGAAUUGCGCAGCCUCCACCUGCCGCUCCUCCUGCCGCAGCUCCAGAGCAGAGGGCCAACACGAGCACUGUAGUAAAGAAAGUAAGCAUCGUAGCUCCUACUUCCUCGUCCUCUUCUGAUGUGCAAACUCCGAGGACUCCUCGCAGCACUAGCCAGCAGCAAAGUGGUUACUAUCUCGAACCGGAAGUAUCAGCGGAGGAUGCUUCCAAUGCCCUUUUUCAGAAAGAGAGAGCUGCUUCGUCUACCCGUGACACGACAAUGAGCAAACUAGCCUUCAUCCCAGAAGACGAAGAUGAGUCCGAUCAUGCGUAUAACAGGAAUGAAGAUCAAAGCGCAAGAAGUAGUGUUCCUGGAGUGACUAGAAACAAGAAAAAUUCAGCCGUUGAACAAGAUGAAGUGGCUAGAUUAUCAGCAAGUCAUCAGGAACCGAUUUCGGGAAAUAGUGAGCAGUCCUCUGUAAUGUCUGGCCUGCCAACUUCUACGACUGGUCUUGCGCUUGAAGAUGAUCAUCAUUUUACGGAUGCUGUAGAGUCGCAUCCAGCACAGGGAGCUUUAUUUGUGCCAACACCACCGGCACCUGCAACUGGUCCAAGAACACCUGUGCAGCAGCAAAAACUGGCUUCUCCUUCUGUGGAGAAAGUAGGAGUUAGUGCACGACCUACUUCACAGACGACACCGAGGGUUAUGGGAUUCGAAAGAGUUGUAAGCCCGCCUAGUACUGCUACUGCGGGCAAGGAAGAUGAUCAGCAUGUCUUUCAUAGUCCGCGCAAUGCUGAGCGCGCGACUGAGAUGCUCCAAGAAGAUGGCUACUCAGUGGAGCCGCGAUUUACGCUUGACUAUGGUGCGGGUAUUGAUGGCACUCAAGGUGGCGCUGGUGUACGCUAUACGAAAACGGUCAGAGGAUCAUCUCCUUUCGCAACUUUUGAAGACGAACGAACCUCUUCAACGUCAAGAGUUGUUGCAGCUCCAGAAGCGCCAGCUCCACCACCACCUCCUCCCGCAAAAACUAGAACCUCUAGUAGCUCUGCGACGUCUACUGCAGCUCCUGUUAAGAACAAGAAAGCUUCGAAGCCGGCCCGCUCGUCAGGUGCACAGCCGAAGAAAAAGGGUGCUGGCGCUACGACUGUGCGUGAAAUGCUUGCUAGCCCUUCGCGCCAUGCCUCUGUAAAAGCUGCAGAGAAUAUGCGUCCAUCCGAAGCUCGUGCUGUCGUACUCGGAGAGCAACGUUCUGCACCACCACCCGAACCUGCGAAAAAGUCUGUCACACUGGCACCAGAAGUAGCAACACUGGAGCAACAAGAGAAAAGCACACCUUCCGCAGCUGACAAGAAGCGUCAAAGUAUGAGACAAAUGGACAGUCGAGUGAGUGGAAGUUUUAUGGAGAAGAUGGAGAAAAAAAUGGGCACACAAGAAUUCCAAGACUUCAAAGCUGCUUCUGAAGCUCCCGUCGUGGGUCCAUCUUCGCCGGAAUGGAAAUCCAAGAGCAUUGUUGGCCAAACUCCAGCAAAAGUAGACGCAAAAGCGACUUCUAGCACGACCUUGCUUCCUGGACGUCAAACGACGCAGAAAAGUCUCGCAGCUGGUAAAGCCAGUCCAAAGCAACAGCCUCAACCUUCUACAACUCCGAAGCAACAACCUGCUUCUACUAGUCAACCGGCGCGUGACCAUGAGCAAGUGACCUUCUAUGAGGGUGAGCCUGAGAUGCGAGUAGACGGAACAGAUUCUGGACGUUACACAACUUCUCGUGAGACUGCUGCUCCACGUGGCAGUAGCAUGCUCUCGCAGAUCGAUAUGAAUACAAAGCUGAAUGUUCAAGUGAACAGGGUGGAAGACCUGCUAACACGACUGGGCGAUGUCCUCGAGAAGCAUGAACAAGAGCAGGACAAAAGCAAGACAACCACGAAGAGCUCGUCGGCAGGCGAAGACCGUGACGGCAAGCCUCGUGACCAUCAAGCGUCCGUAUCCAGUUUAUCUGGUUCGCGGUCUGGUAAUGGUAAAGGCAACAGAGUACACCGUGCAGCUGAAGAGUUGCUAACAUCUGAAGACACAAGCGGUUCGGACUCGCCAAACAAGUUUUCUUUUCGAGAACCAGAGCCUUUUGACCUCGAAGCAUUCAAGAAAGAGCAAGAGAACAAGAACAAGAUGAAGCAAGAACCUGUUUUGCAGGAUGGGCGUGAAGUUUUUCAACUUCAGAGUAAUGUAAGGACAAGUACUUCUUCGUCUUCAUCUGCAAAAAUAGAUCAAGGCACCACCAGAGGAGGUUCUCUAGGUAUGACGCGCUUGUUUGGAUCGAAGAAAUCUGUUGGUCGUGCUGGACAGAGUUUUCUAUCCUUGAUGGAGGAUGGAGCCUCAACAUCUUCUACGCUUUUAGACUCGUCUCAAUUGCGAGACACCGAAACUAUUGUCGGAGCAGGCAAAACGUCAACGUCCUUAUCCACUAAUGUUGUGGCUGAAGGAGCACCAAAUACGCGAUCUUCCUCUAGGAUCUCUGGGUCUGGUGCUGAAAAGCAACUCCCACCGAAGGUGAUUCGUGCACUGCAAAGAGCUGCGGAGGCUUUGCCGCCGUCUGCUGCGAGAGAUAUGCUGCAAGAGAUGGUGAAGCGGGCCGAUCCAGAUAUGGUCGACCUGCUUCAGAAAGUCGAGGAAGCCGCAAUUGAAUCGUCAAUCCGUAGCGCGGUCCAAGGAGCUAUUCGGGAUGCGGUGCAUCAUUUCAGGAGCCAUAAGUCAGUGUUUACGACAGAAGAGGCAGAGGAUGCUGAUGGCAACAAGUCCUCUAGUAAGGAGGGAACUAGUACAAAUACAGGACCUUCAUCGAGUACCAACAACAAGAAGGUCGGAGUCGAUUCCUCCCGCGUGAUAGCUUCAGCAGGUCGCGCAGUUGCUAGUCGACUCGAGACGGUUUUAGAUGACCUGUUUCAGGGUGUAUUGGCUAACGGAACAGGCACGUCGAGUGAAGAAGAAGCCUUGAUGUUUGGGUCGACGCCAACAGCCUUUGGAGAACAAGAUGUAUUGGCAGAUCAUCUUCAAGACGCAGGAUCUGUAUCCUCGUCCUCUGGUGCAAGUUCCUCAUCCUAUGAUAUGGAGUCGGGAGCUCACAAGUCGCACAAGGUUCUUCCGGGUUUGAGACCUCAGAUGGCCUUAGAUCGCGAAAGGUUUCGCGAAGAGCGCCACUUAGCCAAACAGAGGGCCUUCCACGCGACUGCGCAUCGUGCGAUCAGCAGUGCAUUGGAGGAGGCAGCGAAUAGUACCCGCAGAUCCUCGAAGACCAGUGAGGGAAAGCGCGCGUCUAGAAAGGAAAUCAGCAUGACGCGAGACGUUAGUCGGGCUUUGCUGGAUGAUCCAGAAGCACACAUUUUCGUAGAUCUGGAAGCUGGUCCGUUAUCGGCGUUUUACGAUGCGGUUGUCGACGAAAACUUCAGAGUUUCCGCAACACUACAAGACGGCUCCUUUGAUCCUACUAGAUUCCGCAUGCCUUCCGCUGCCUUCUUCAACCCUCUUCCCUGGGAACAGCUGUCUCAUGGCGAGCACAAGAGCACUAGACUGUCCGCGCACGAGUCGGAAGUCCAAUUUGUCGAGCGCGAAGAUCCUCGGCAACUCGUUGCACUCCUGAGUGACACUUUGCCUCUGCUUUCCGGCGAUGCCCAGACGGACUUGAUGGAGCAGAUCAACGAUACGGUAGCCGACGCUCAACGGAUUUCCACGAUUCUCCAGCACAACUCGCGAAACUCGGUGAAUGACGGAGAUGCGCGGACCAAACUGAGAUCCUCGAUUUUCAAGGGUGGCGAGGAAGCCUUUCGGACCAGCGCGAGUUGGGGAUCGGAUAUGAAGAAGAGCGGACCAUCUACCUCAUCUUCGAGAGGAAGCGUGAAUGGCGGAGGCUUUGACCGACAAGACUUGUCGAAAAAUCGACCAUCGCGGUCGAUGCGCGCAUCGAGGUCUUCAUCUUCGAUUCCGCCGAAAACGUUAAACUGGGCAGCUGAGGGUGCACCCUCAACCGACCGUUUCUCCGUGGAUCGCGCUGUUGGUCUAGACAACGAUCUGAUGGGCUACGAACGGCUUUCUUUAGGUUUAGGACCUAUUGUCUUCGAGAUGAAUAAGCCAUCAAGCAAGUCCUCUGGACGAGACCUCCACCAAAACGAUGAUCAUCUCUUUGACGAUGCAAUGUCAGAUCACGCGUCGAUUGGAUCCGGCACCUCCUCCAUGGAGCUUCGUACUUCGACAGCAGAGCUAGGGACUGCUUUGGAUGACACAACGCGACUCUUCGAUAGUACAUCUUCUUCGGCACCUUUGCUAGAAGCUGGUGCCGGAGGAGGUGACCACCAAGUACAAGGAGCUGCUCCGUCAGCUUUUGCUGCACCUGGAGGUGCUAGGGAUUCUAAUUUCGCACCUCUUGGCACAGACUGGACUGCGAGAGUGGAUUGUUCUCCGUCAGCUUUUGGUGCACCUGGAGGUGCUAGGGAUUCAAAUUUCGCACCUCUUGGCACAGACUGGACUGCGAGAGUGGACUCUAAAGACACCAUCACGACCAAGACUCUUCAACAGAACCAGAAGGAGGACUCGAAAUCCACGCCAGCAGUGAUAUUAGAGGAUUUCACUCUAGAGGAUUCCGAUUCAGUUCGUGGUGAAGCAGUUGUGUCUGCUCGCAACAACAAGAUUACAGCGACCACUGAGACUGGUUUAACUGAGGAUCCAGCUGGUGCAGCAUCCUCGCUCAUCGUGAUGGAUGAUUUGAAUCAAGGACCUCGGGAGUCUACUACGAAACAACCUGCAAAGAAGAACAAGAGUUCCAAUUCCAAAGAUGGUGGACAGGACGUCCUCUCCCCUAUUGACGAUCUGGAUCUCCUCGGCUUCGUGAGCAAGAAGAGCAGCAAAACUCUUCAAGUCGUCUCUGAUUUGAAAACUGAUUCGCCUGCUGAUACAGGGCGUGAGACCCGAUUUGUAGAGCAGGAGGACGAGUUGUUGGUGACGGGGAAAGAAUCUCUUUCUCCCUCAUCUCUUACAGAGAUCGAGAUGAAAAAGCAGCAGCAGCAGCAAGAUGACCCUCUGCAACAGCUGUUAGGUGAGCGUCGUAGUGGUACCAACUACGUAGACCCUCUGAUGCCCACCACAUUGUCUGAUUACUCCGAAGCCCAGUCGAGUCCACGCAGAAGUCUGGCCUCGAGUCCUCGUGCCGUUUCUGUAGUCGAGCCUGCUGAACAAGGGACAAAAGAUAGGAACACUAUUGACGAAAUUUUUGAAGCUGCUGGGCUUGAGCCUCGUCAGCGUCCGCGGAACAGCGCUACUGCGAUCGAAAUCGGGCCAGCUUCGUCUAGGAAAACUAAAAGAAGCGAUUUGAGUGUAGUCUUCGGCUCGCGUCCACCUGCAGCUUCGAUGUUGAAGGAUGAACCUGCUGAUUUUGUACUUCUAGAUGAGCAACCGGGUGUUGACUCCGACGCGGCCAGUAGAUUCGAACUAAACAACCGGUACUCAAGUAACGAGAGAAGGAUGCGUAGUUCGUCUUUGGGCUAUGGUAAGGGGAAUCGCGGUUCUAGAAGAACCGUUGGCUUCGGCGCUAGUCGCCGUAGCGGCUCAGUUCCAAGUAGGGAUAGUUCAACCUAUUCCUAUGUCGGAACCAGGAUGCUGGACAGCAGGGGCGCUGGGUCAACGCUUGGAAAGGAGAUGAUGAUGAUCAACAAAAAUCUGAUCGAUGCCGGUACUGCGCCAACUGGCCUCAAAAGCUUGAGCCACCGCAACUGGGUUGAAAUGAAGACUGUCGUGAAUCCAAAGCUACCUGCCUCGAUGGAAUUAGCUGGAGGUGGAGGGGUUCCACGAAGGGCAGAUCGAUCACUAUUUGCGAGCGUUUUCGAUCCUAUCCCAGCACCGUCAGAAACUUCGUCUUUCAAUUCGGAACUGAAAGCAAUGAAUAGAACAACGCCGAUAAAAACGCGAGACAGCACUUCAUCUCCAUUGUCACCCUCCUCGUCCCCUACUGCUUUCAACUACAGUGCUAACAACUACGCAAUGCAGCCUGCUUUGGUCAUGAGCGCACCUACUAUGAUGCCAAUGCCAAUUAUGGAACCGGAUUUCAUGAAUAAUCAAAACAAUCGCGACAACAACGUUCUUGAUGCCAGUACGAAGACCAUCGUCCUCGUGGACCCUUCUUCUUGUGCUGGUGCCACGCCUUUGAAACGUGCAACAGAACGAGAACAGAAGACCUUGACGGGUGAAGAACAGCGACGAUCGAGCACUAGUACUGUUGUCGCUCCUUCUAGAGGUACUAGUAGAGGACCCGAAAGGCCAAGCCAAAGGGAAAGCGUAGUCCCGAAUCUGAAGUUACAACUCCAACAGGAAGCCAUAACUUCGCGGUAUUCCUCAGUGCUGGAUCCAUCUGCUUUGCGUCAUCGCACUGGGAUCGCUUCGCCAGCUGGAGAAGAUGCGGGAAGACUUUCUGCGUCUGUUCCGACUCUGAACCAUAGUACCAUGGCACAUCAAGGAGUAGACCCAAUGGUCGUCUUACCGGAACUGCGUGCAGGCGACCGACCAAGUGCUAUUCGCGGGAAUUCGGAGAAACUGUCUGCAUUGAGAGAUUUGCAUGACAACCUUAGACUCUCGCGGGAACAACGCCAGACAGUGAUCGACCAUCACAAACGAGGAUCUCUACGUAUUGCUGCAGGAGGUGUUCCUGGGUCAAGGAGCAGGGGAUCGAGUUUCGUGGAUCCGGCAAGGGCUUUUUCGAGUUCUUUGUUUCUAGAACGGCAGACAUACGGAGUUCGAGAUUCCGAUAUCCAGUUCGCUGAAGCCGAUUCUCCAAGCUCGCCACGUCCAAGUUCUUCACCGCGUCGUAGUUCAAGUAACAUCAAGCUACAAGAACACGCCCUUCGCAACCUUCAGAGAGACUUACGAUUUAGUGAGACUCAAAAGGAAAUGCUACAAAAGAAGCGCAAGAAAAAUAGCAAUAUUACCUCUUAUUUGGAGAUGCAGCCUGAAGAAGUGCUUUUGUUGCAGCAGUAUUUGAUUGACCCGAGUUUGAUGGAUCCAACGAUUGCGGCUUCGCCGGUUUCUCCACCUGAAAGAAGUAGAUCUUUCACUGCAGGAGCUCCUGGACAGGGCAGCAGGAGAUCGAGUCUGAAAUCUUCUUCAGCUCAGCUGCAGUCAUCUGCUUAUCCAGACUCUGACCUUCCAAUGCUGCGUUUUUCCCAAAUUCCAGUAGAAGAUCCACGAGCACGCGCUAGCUUCCAAGGACACCUAGAUGACGAGUUUGCGAUGCUGGCUGGGGAAUUCUCAUCUUCGAACGAUCGAAGGAGAUCCUCUAGAAGAAACACCGUCAUUGCUGAGGAAGUCUAUGACGAGGUUGCUGGGGAGAUGGCAAAACGUCGAGAAUUGGAUUCCUACAACACAGUGCUCGAACCUGCGUCUUCCCGAAGCGCUACCGACGGAUCUAGCUCGGAGAUGAUGGGCGACGAAGACUAUGCUCGGAGAAUCGGCGCACAUCUUGACUCCACGACUUCGGCUUCCGAAGAUGAUCAAGUUGGUCAGCAAGUUCAAGCUCCAGAUAUGAAGACCAACAACAUCAACGAUACUGAGAACUUGAUGAGGGACUAUCCGCCUUCAAAAACGGGUUUGUAUUCCGACUUUCUUGGUGAUAAGACGCCUCGCGGAGCAGCUAGAAAUCGAGAAAGAGCGAGAGACGAAGUCCAUGCAUUUAUCGCACGCUUGUUGGCGUAUUUUGGCGUGUUUUUCGGUCUGUUCUUCAUCCUGAGCGUCGGCAUGGACAGGUCGGGAUCCAGUGCGGCCUUGAGGAACAAACUCAUGAACACAACUACAAGUCUGCUUGGUACUAGUGCAACGACCAAAACCGGAAUAGUUACGCCGAAGUAUUUCGUGUCGUGGGCUCCAAAAUCUCAGCCUUCAUUGCUUUCAGUCCUUUUAGAUCCGGUUUUUUCACGGUUAGAGCGUGCUUCAGUGCAACAGAGGACCAAAAACGAAGUGCACGCCGCCAGACGUCGUGCGAAAGGUGCACAUGUUGAACGUUCUCUACUGCGCGUUGCGCUCAAAGUCCAUGGCUUUCUAAUCCCACCAGACGAAAGGGAUAAGAAAGUCUUAGCCUACUUCGAUCGUAUGGACAAGGCGUUUUUUGCGGGAACCAGUACCAGAGCUAGUCUUAGAGACCCUGCCAGGUCUUUCCCUCAGAACAAGAACUUCUCGUCCAACAACACAAAUUACUACGGUAGUAUUCCGCGUGAGCAUAACAACAAGCCGUUGCUUUCAAGAGUACCGAAGAACCCUUAUCCGUGGUCUUCCGAUAAUAGCCCAGCUACGCCGUCGGGAAAGAUCAAAACGAAGUCCAGGGAUUCUCCAGAGUCUAGUACUAGUAGCACUGCUUACAGGUUCAGCUACCAUAAACCUGUUUUUCACGAUGCAGCGCAUACUAGACAUCACGCCUUGCUUCAUCCCCCUGAAUCGCCAUUGCAUGUCAUGCAGAACAUGUUUCCUUCCCUGUCCUUUUUGCCAUCGUUUCUGCACAACUUAGGCGACAAUGAGAGAACAGUCGCGUCUUUGAAGUCGUUCUUGUACUUUCCGAAUAUGCCUGAUUGGUUCGUACGAGCAAUGACAGCUUACAGUGGCGAUCUUGCAGCCCAGUUUGAAGCCGUGAACUUGUUGCAGCAGGAUCCCAACUAUGCUCACCUGUUUGAACAGGGACUGCAGGGAACUCCUGGGAUGGCGAAUAGCAAUGCUAAUCAUAAAGCACCAGGUCAUGGAUUUACUACGUUAUCCCAAGCAAGUGUUGGAGAUACUAGUGGUCCAGCCGUUUUUCAUCGCAUGGGCAAUGCGGAUUACAUCAAGACCGUCAAUCUAGGGUCUCCAAUGCAAGUACCCCAGUUCGGUCGUACUUUGCCUCACUCCAGUGCACCCUCCACGUCGGAUUUUGUGCGUUCCGAAACCAGUUUGCUCUAUCGCGUCGCAAAUUCUACAAGAGAAUCGAUAGCAAAUAUGCAUCAAAGCGGUCUAGAUGCGCGAAAUGAAGCCUUUCGCAGACGCAGCGCUCGAACAUCGACACCGCUUGGCACUGGGGUUGGACGUAAACCAGCGAAUCAGAUAAGGAUGAGCAGGGCUAGUGCAUCGAGAUCGACUAGUAGCGCUACAACAAGUGGAAAAGCACCAGAGCAAGGCGUAUUUCAGAUGUUGUAUUCCGGAAUCGCUAAUGCUCCAGCAACCAUCGGAAACGUGAUCCAAAUGCAGCCUUACGGCGCUGAUCUUGAAUUCGGAGCAGGGACAGGCUGGCACGGAGAGCGCGAACCACACUGGCUGAUCGAAUACCUUGCCCAGGCUUUGGACGUACUGAUCUUGAUUUACACUUUUUAGUCGAUUAUAUUUUCCUUUUUUGUACUAGGGGUCGGCGCUAGUGUGAAAAAUUGAGAUUGCUUUCUAAGACAAAAAAGGCACUAGUUCGAGAAAUUGCUCUUCAGUAAAGAGACAAAAAAGAGAAUUCUUGUAUUGAACCUCAGGUUCAGCAGCAACUUCAUUCAAAAACUUGAAAUACAAACUACCUCCACUACAUUCAGGUGUCCGACGGCAAAAGUUCUCCGUCGACUUCUUCGGAUUUUGGCGCAAAAAGGAGCUACGACUGGACUGAUAUGUUCUCAUUCAGCUUUUGGUAUGCAAACCUUAUGAACACUGCCCACGAGUUUGGUGGGGGAGCUUAAUAGAAGAUUAUCGGAGGUCUUGAUACGUUUUUUUACGGGGAACAUACAGAUUCUAAUUCAUCACAUAAUUAUGUACAAAUAUCUACAGUGUUGGUGUCUGUUGGUGAAAAAAAAUGAUUUUUGUAAUUUAUGGAUUGGAGGACAUGGACAGUCUUUCUUAUCGGAAGAAGUAUGGGAUUGUAUAAAAACUAAUCGACACUACAAUGCAUGACAGUAAUAAUGCAUGCUAAUUUCUUCAUGUAUAGAUACCUAAACGAAAACGACUAGUAGCAAACCCCUUUUGAACUGAUUUUUCUCCUGUGAACGCUAUUGCUUCUAUUCGAACUCAUAACAUUGCUAUUUGGAACAGAAUGAGAUUAACAAACUCAAGCUAAUCGAGAAUACAUCGAACUCAAACAUACAAACAAGUAAAAACCAUAGUCAAUUGCACAGUAUUACUCCGAAAAGGGUGCUAUAAUGGGAAUUCGAAAAACCUUUCCGAACUUUUUCUUUCUUGACAUUCACGAAAACGCAUAGGAAACGCAACAAGAAUUUAAGCAUGGGUAACGACAUAGCAUUGACACUCAAUAAGCACCGAAUUCGCCGAAGACAUAAAAAAUACACGCAAGCAGAGGCAUGUAAGUAAAUGAAAUUUACUUUAGACUUAGAACACUGCUUUGCAUCUGCAUACCUAAUCGCACAAUGAGGAUAAAUACUUCGUCUGUAUAACAUAACUAACAAAAACAUCGCACUACUUUUUCAUAUCACACAUGACUGACAUAUUCUUACUCAUGCUACCGAAAAUCCGAUCGAAAAUGUAUAGAGACUGCAUAGAAAGAGGUGUAUGUGUAUGAAACAGGAAAAUAUAAUUGAUACACCGAGGACUUCGAUUGAUGGACAUUCAAAUAACAACAAGUGGAAGAAUAAGAUGGAC
This is a messenger RNA of Amoebophrya sp. A25, 16037 nucleotides long. The record is from the annotation of a GenBank genome assembly. Lineage: Eukaryota; Dinophyceae; Syndiniales; Amoebophryaceae.